Haemonchus placei is the source of this 558-nucleotide messenger RNA. NCBI's taxonomy places the organism in Eukaryota, Metazoa, Nematoda, Chromadorea, Rhabditida, Trichostrongylidae. The record is from the annotation of a GenBank genome assembly.
AUGCUUAAAUGGCUGACUGAUGUAACCUCGACCCGAGUGGUCGACGAAAAAGAAGAUGGCCGUGACGACAUCGAGGACAACGACGACGUUAUGAUGAUCGACUUGAUUUUGGCCGAAGUGGAGGCGAAAGUGGCGGAAUUCGAAACAGAGCAGGAACUGCGAAAAUCUCAGGAAUGCUUGCAGAAAAGGAUCCCCGACUAUUCAUGGCUGAUCAGUGAUGUGUCGCAAAAACCGAAAAAAUAUCUAACGAUGACUGAACGUAGCCGAUUAACCAGAGCAUGCCAGCGGAUAAGGGCUAACGAAUGGUCCAAACUUAUCAACCUGUGGAAAGCACGUUCUAAGACAGUUUCUUCGCGGGACCACAUCUUUGAUUGCUUCAUUUCAUCCGUCCAUGAAGUGAUUCUCUCACGACCACGUCCACCGACAGUAGGAGAUGUCGUCAGAAAAUACAUCAGAAGUGCGAGCAGUGUGAAUGCGGUGUCUGACUCGCCUCGAAUCAAUGGAUCGACUCGUUCGCUGGCACAAAUCUCAUUCCGUGAACUCAGUGAUGUCGUCUGA